UCCCAGUUAGCGCUGAACGGACUGUCAGAAGAACAGGAAGACGCUUCUAUUGUAAAGACGUACUUGCUUCCCCUCUGUCAUCCAGAGGUUAAAAAGUUAUUAACUUCUAGCAGUCAUGGAAACGAAUUUGACCUAGGUCAUUGAUAACACCAAUUCGAUAUCCGCGUUGCGGUCGUCGAAACAACUUGUCGAAGCGGAAACAGUUUUUUUUUUUUUUUUUGUUUCUCCCUUUACCUAACGUUACUGUUACAAGCUAGCCUAGCUGAAGCUAAGGUUAGCGCAGAUAGUACCGCAUACUUUCCGGACCUAAAAAUCUUCAUUGCUAAAACUUCGACUUGUGUGACAUGUGGAAAGUAGCAGAGUGACCUCCUCAUUUUGGAUUUUAUUAACGCAACAGGUUGUUUUUGUACUUUUCAUCCCGAGGAGUUGGGAUUGUGCUUUGAAUUUCCCUCCUUUAUUGAUACCGAGAGGCGGCUUAACAAGGGGCUCGUUUGGUCCAUUUGGCUUUCUACCAAAUCAUUAGCCGCAUUGUGCUAAUUGUAGCUAGUUAGCCAGGGCACUAGCUUAGGCCCCUGGGAAUAAGGAGUUGGCCUUUUCGCCAGUUAAAAACAUUAACGUUUGAAAGUUGAAAACGGGGAGAUUACUUUGACACUCAAUUCAAGGAAAGGAUUAAAAGUCAUAAAUAUGGAUCAACAGACGGGGAAUUCUGCCUCAGCUACUGGUCCCAAGAAGGACAAGAAAUCAAAGAAGAACUACGAGGAUGGAGAUGGGAAAAAGAAAUUUACACUCAAACGGCUGUUUCCUGACGAGCUCGAGCGUUUCACCAGCAUGAGGAAAAAGGACAAGGAGAAGCCUGGACCCCCGCCAGGUCACCGACACUCUUCAGCUGCCAGCUAUGAGAUCAGUGCUCAGAGUGCCAUGCUGCAUGAUCUUUCUGACGACUCUGUCCUGGAACUCUUUGAACAGAUGCUGGUCGAUAUGAACCUAAAUGAGGAAAAGCAGCAACCUCUGAGAGAAAAAGACAUUAUGAUCAAACGAGAGAUGGUCUCCCAGUACCUCCACACAUCUAAAGCUGGUCAAAACCAGAAGGAGAGUUCCAAGUCAGCCAUGAUGUACAUCCAGGAAUUAAAGUCAGACUAUCGAGAUACACCGCUGCUGAACUGUCUCGAAUCUCUACGGGUGUCACUCAAUAACAACCCUGUUAGCUGGGUACAGAACUUUGGUGACGAAGGGCUGGCUCUGCUUCUGAAUCUGCUGAGAAAACUACAGGAUGAAGAGCAGUCACAGAUAGGAACGAAAUGUCAGCACGAGAUCAUUCGCUGUCUAAAAGCCUUUAUGAAUAACAAGCAUGGUCUGAAAUCCAUGUUGGAGUCAGCUGAGGGAAUUCCUCUGCUGGUCAGAUCCAUCAACCCAAAGGUGCCUCAUAUGAUGGUGGACGCUGUCAAGCUUCUUUCUGCCAUUUCCAUUUUGGAACAUCCUGAAAACCUUCAUGAGCGUGUUUUAGAGGCCAUUACAGAGGAGGUGGAGAAACAAGAUAUUGAAAGGUUUCAGCCUCUCCUUACUGGAAUGAACAAUUCCAGCAUUGCCCUUAAGGGUGGCUGCAUGCAGCUGAUCAAUGCCUUGAUCAGCCGUGGAGAAGAACUGGACUUCAGAAUCCAUAUUCGCUCUGAACUGCUAAGGCUGGGACUUAGAGACCGGCUGAAGGAGGUGCGGAACAUAGAAAAUGAAGAGCUGAGGGUGCAACUGAUGGUGUUUGAUGAGCAGGCUGAAGAUGAUUUUGAGGACCUCAAAGCCCGUCUGGAUGACAUCCGUAUUGAAAUGGAUGAUGUGAGGGAAACAUUUGAGGUCUUGGUCAACACUGUGAAGGACUCAAAGGCCGACAGCUACUUCCUGUCCAUAAUGCAGCAUCUGCUACUGAUCCGUAAUGAUUACUCGGCCAGGCCUCAAUACUACAAGUUGAUAGAUGAGUGUAUCGCGCAGAUCGUGCUUCGGAGGAAUGGAGCAGACCCUGACUUCAAGUGCCGUAACCUUAGCUUCAACAUUGAAGGCUUGAUAGACAAUAUGGUGGACAAGACCAAGGUGGAAACCAGCGAAGCAAAAGCGGCUGAACUGGGGAAGAAGCUGGAUGCAGAGUUGACGGCACGCCACGAGUUGCAGGUGGAGCUGAAGAAAUUGGAGAGCGACUAUGAACAGAAGCUGCAGGACUUGAGCCAAGAGAAGGAACAGCUUGCCACUUCUAAGCAGGAGCGAGAAAAGGAGAACCAGGGACUACAGGAACAACUAAGCAACUUGAAAACACAGAUUGAAAAGUUGUCUAAGGACUUGGAAGAGGCUAAAACUAAGGUUGUCACUGUUACCGUUCCUGUGCCAACACCUGGAAUUCCUCCACCUCCACCACCUCCACCUCUCCCAGGCCAUGUAAAUUUACCUGUUUCCCAAGCCCCACCCCCCCCUCCUUUACCCGGUCAUGCAAAUAUUAAUAUUGGCAUGCCACCCCCACCCCCACCCCCACCACCACCUCCACCCCUCCCUGGCAUGCCACCCCCACCUCCACCUCCACCGUUGCCUGGGAUGGGACCUCCACCACCUCCACCGUUGCCUGGGAUGGGACCUCCACCACCUCCACCGUUACCUGGGAUGGGACCUCCACCACCACCGCCACCACCUGGAGGUCCUGGUAUUCCUCCUCCACCCCCAGGCCCAGGCAUGCCUCCACCUCCACCAUUUGGCAUGGGGGGCUGGGGUGCCCCUGCACCACCUACACUGCCCUUUGGGCUCCAGCCUAAAAAGGAGUACAAGCCUGAGGUCCAGCUGAAGAGAGCCAACUGGAGUAAGAUCGGACCAGAGGACCUCUCAGAGAAUAGUUUCUGGAUCAAGGCGAAAGAAGACAAAUAUGAAAAUAAUGAACUCUUUGCCAAACUCACCUUAACCUUUUCUUCGCAGACAAAAACCACUAAAGCUAAAAAGGAGCAGGAUGGUGGAGAUGAAAAGCAGGUGCAGAAGAAGAAAGUGAAAGAGCUGAAGGUUCUUGACUCCAAGUCUUCACAGAACCUCUCUAUUUUCCUGGGAUCGUUCCGUAUACCUUAUGAAGAGAUCAAGAAUGCUAUCCUGCAGGUCAAUGAGAAAGUCCUCACAGAGUCCAUGGUUCAGAACCUGAUCAAGCAACUACCAGCACCAGAACAGCUGAGUAUCCUGGCAGACAUGAAAGAUGAAUACGAUGACUUGGCUGAGUCUGAGCAGUUUGGUGUUGUGGUGUCCAGUGUGAAGCGUCUCAUGCCACGGCUUCAGGCCAUCUCGUUCAAGCUUCAGUUUGAUGAACAGCUGAACAACAUCAAGCCAGAUGUGGUGUCUGUGACGGCAGCCUGUGAGGAGCUUAGGAAAAGUGAGACCUUUGCCAAGUUGCUGGAGAUCAUCCUCCUUGUUGGGAACUAUAUGAAUUCUGGCUCCCGCAAUGGACUGGCAUUCGGCUUCUCCAUAUCUUACCUGUGCAAGCUCCGUGACACCAAAUCAGCUGAUCUGAAACAGACCCUGCUCCAUUUCAUUGCUGACGUGUGCCAGGAGCAGUAUCCUGCUGUUAUGAACUUUCCAGAGGAGCUCAUUCAUGUUGAAAAGGCCAGCAGAGUUUCUGCAGAGACAAUUCAGAAGAACCUGGAAAUGAUGGGCCGUCAGAUCAAGACCCUGGAGAAAGAUCUGGAAACCUUCCCUCCUCCACAAAAUGACAAAGACCUGUUUGUGGAGAAGAUGUCGAGCUUUGUGAGCCAAGCCCAGGAACAGUAUGAGAAGCUGGAUCUGAUGCACAAGAAUAUGGAAAAGCAGUACAUUGAUCUGGGAGAAUAUUUUGUCUUUGACCCCAAAAAGAUGUCUAUAGAGGAAUUCUUUGGUGACCUCAACAACUUUAAAAACAUGUUCCAGCAAGCGGUGAAAGAGAAUCAGAAGAGGAAGGAGGCUGAAGAGAAGAUCAAGAGGGCCAAGCUGGCAAGAGAGAAAGCAGAAAAGGAGAAGGAGGAGAAACUCAAGAAGAGCCAGCUACCUGACAUCAACGCAGAGGAUGAUGAAACUGGUAUCAUGGAUGGCCUGUUGGAGGCGCUGCAGUCCGGUGCUGCUUUCAGGAGAAAGAGAGGACCCCGUCAAGCAGCCAACCACCGACGAGCUGGGCAUGCAGUGACCAGCAUUCUGGCCAAAGAGUUGAUGCAGGAAGAUAAGCCUUCAUCCGGUAAACCUUUCGCAAAAAAGUUAAAGUCAGAGGAUAAAGUGGAGCCAAAACUAGAAGGAGCAGAGUCUUUAGAGGAGCUACUGGAGGCUGCGGCUUCUCGAUCUAGUUAGAUUCCCAGGUAGAAAUUUUUUUUUUUUUUUUUUAACUCGCAGAGCUGGUUUAUCUAAACUCAGAUUUAUCCUUAUUAGGCAUUCUGUGGGCCAUUAAUAAUUUGAUAUUAGUUUAUUGAAUAGAAGCCUGCUCCCCCACAAAUGUCUUAAAGGACAGUCUUUUAGGAUAACAUUGAUUGUGUCUUUUGAGACCACAGGGAGAGGCAGAGCUUGAAGGCAGGGCUCUCACCUCAGUCUUAACCUUCACAUGGUCUUCUCCAACCUUUAGAACUUUGACACUGUCAUAAAGAUUGGCUUGCUUUUUUUCUAGCACGUGCACAUACAUGUUCAUAUAUUUUUCUUUCUGUCUUUUUUUUUUUUUUUUUAAUUUCAAUAUCACUCAGCUCACCUGUCAUUAAAAGGGCAUCUGUAACCAUUCCAAAGACAUACUCAGGAGGAAUUCACUUUUUCUUUUUUUUUUUUAAUUUGCAGAUUUAGACUGAGAAUGUGUAGAUUUUGGCAAAUCCUGCAGCAUCCUGUCAGGAUGUUCCAGCCAACAUCACUUUGCGCUGUUUCUUUUUUUUGUUGUUUUUUUUAAAGAGAUGAUUUUCAUUGUAAUUAUUUGCUAUUACUGUAUAAUACCAUUUGUAAUCAUUUUGCUGUAUUAUUGAAAGUGCCAACUAAUAGAAAUCCAAUCUUUCACUUCUGAGUUUAAUCCAGUCACAGUUUGCACUGGUCCAGUCUGACACUUUAUCAACAGCAGUUGUCACCUGGGUUUAUAUUUGAGUGUUCUUUACUGAGAAAGGGUGUCACUCACGGGUGUGCAUGACUUAAAAAGGGGGAUUGAUUGCAUAAACUUGUCUGUUACCAUAUGUGCCCAUAUCAGUUAAAUGUAGAAGUGUAGAAAUGCUUUCAUCUAUAAACAUGAUUAUUCACAUAAAGCCUAAAGGGAAGUUAGAUGAGAACAAAAAAUGUUCUUCUAGAGAGUCCAAGCAAAAAUAACUUUUUUUCCUCUUUCUUUUCCAAAGGAUGUUUCCAUACAAACUGAGCAUUAGCAGUUUACAUGACUGUGUUUUUCCAUAUGCAAAAAGAGUGUGAAGUAGCUAUGUUUAGUCAGUUUGUGUUUGUGCAUGUAGGAUUGUGUGUACUGUCAUCUGUAAUUACAGUAUGGUACUGACCAUGCUGUCAUAAAUGCUAGGUUUUAUAUACAGCUUUUUGGUCUUUCUGCUGAGGAUAAAGCACACUGGAAAACUGCCCGAAAACUGCUGAGACAAGUAUGUGUUUAGGUUUGUGUGUGUGUAUGUGUGUUUCCCUCCCACUGAAUUGCAGCAGUAGUUUCUGAAUGUCUGGCCCUGUGUCUAUUUGUAUUCAGUAGCCAUCAGCACGCAUGUUGCCAUGAUGUUGUGGUGUACUAUCUGACAGGAAUCCGGCGAGAUGAUGUCAGCUGCACCAUGCAAUAUUUAUUACUAUGCAAGCACAUUAUUGUAGCGUGCUCCCCAGAUUUGAUACCCAGCCAGUCUCAGGUUGUACAAACCGCUGGAAUGACACGAACGCUCUUUAAUAAACCUGCUGGUUCAAGGUCAGUGCUUCGUAUCAGUAAUGACUGAGGAAAAUCCUUGUAGCUCCAAAACUUCAGCAUUUCAAGACACCACCAGCAUUGAUUAUGGCGUCUUCCUUUAAGAAUGUGCUCUCUUUGGCAAAAGUGGCAAUUACACACCAUAAAGAGAAAUGAGGUGAAGCACUGGAGGUACAGCAGUGCUUGUGAUCAAGUGCUGGUGCUUCAUUUUAAUCAAGUAACACUGAGAAUAAUGAAUAGAUUGUUGCGCCUCAUCUCGAGCACAAAUAUGUCCUAACUGUAUUUAAAUGGUCGACACAGUUGCUGUUUUAUGUCCGCAAUAUUCUGCCCAUUACUUCAGGUGGAUACCUGUAGAUGACUGUAAUACAUCCUGAAAAGUGAAUGUUUUUGAAAUUAAGGAGGAUGGGAAAGGUAGAGGAUAAACUAUAUCACUGGAAUAUUUUUGCUAACCUUCUUUUCAUCAGUAAUUCUUUUUUUUUUUUUAAGAGAUCGUUUUCUAUAUGAAUUUUAAAUGGUUGAUUAUUUUAAUGUAUUUUUUUUUUCAGAGAUCGCUGUAUGGAUACAUAACGCACCCAAUUGUUCCGUUUGUUACGCUGAACUAUUAUUAAAAAUGUCUUAAGUAAUUUA
Messenger RNA from Archocentrus centrarchus (flier cichlid), 6505 nucleotides. RefSeq names its product diaphanous related formin 1 (gene diaph1). Gene Ontology annotation, biological process: actin filament polymerization; actin cytoskeleton organization. Lineage: Eukaryota; Metazoa; Chordata; Actinopteri; Cichliformes; Cichlidae. The transcript has 28 exons. Bases 685 to 4323 code for a protein of 1212 amino acids. Gene Ontology annotation, molecular function: actin binding; small GTPase binding. Gene Ontology annotation, cellular component: actin filament. The record is from RefSeq and is a predicted model, not a curated record.